This is a messenger RNA of Ipomoea triloba (trilobed morning glory), 3184 nucleotides long. RefSeq names its product alpha-1,4 glucan phosphorylase L isozyme, chloroplastic/amyloplastic. The transcript has 15 exons. Gene Ontology annotation, molecular function: pyridoxal phosphate binding; glycogen phosphorylase activity. Gene Ontology annotation, biological process: glycogen catabolic process. Lineage: Eukaryota; Viridiplantae; Streptophyta; Magnoliopsida; Solanales; Convolvulaceae. Bases 75 to 2978 code for a protein of 967 amino acids. The record is from RefSeq and is a predicted model, not a curated record. Gene Ontology annotation, cellular component: cytoplasm.
UCUAUGAUCGCUAUCUCAACACUCUCGCCAUCUUAGCUAAUAUCGCACCGAUAGAGAGAGACCGACAGAGAGCAAUGGCGUCUUCACCGUACUCCGUUUCUCGGAGCAAUGUUGAGGCUUUCCGGCAUUACGCCUCGAGCUCGAGGAUGAUCGAUCUCAAUUCCAGAAUCCGAGGCUCAAAAUUGCGGUUCCUGACCGCAACCGCCGGCUUACAGAGAACGAAACGGACUCUCCUUGUCAAGUGCGUGUUGGAUGAGACGAAACAAACGAUUCAGCAUGUGGUUACUGAAAAAAAUGAAGGUACCUUACUUGAUGCUGCAUCUAUUGCUUCAAGCAUCAAAUACCAUGCAGAAUUCUCACCAGCAUUCUCUCCAGAGAGGUUUGAGCUUCCAAAGGCUUACUUUGCAACAGCACAAAGUGUUCGUGAUGCACUGAUUGUCAAUUGGAAUGCAACAUACGAUUACUAUGAGAAGUUGAAUAUGAAGCAGGCAUACUAUCUCUCUAUGGAGUUUCUACAGGGUAGAGCAUUGUUAAAUGCAAUUGGUAAUCUGGAGCUUACUGGCGAAUAUGCUGAAGCACUGAACAAGCUUGGCCACAAUCUAGAAAAUGUUGCUUCUAAGGAGCCAGAUGCUGCUCUUGGAAAUGGAGGUUUGGGGCGGCUUGCCUCCUGUUUUCUUGACUCUUUGGCAACAUUGAAUUAUCCAGCAUGGGGGUAUGGACUCAGGUACAAGUAUGGGUUAUUUAAGCAACGCAUUACAAAAGAUGGACAGGAGGAGGUGGCUGAAGAUUGGCUUGAACUUGGCAAUCCUUGGGAGAUAAUCAGAAAUGAUGUUUCAUACCCUGUGAAGUUCUUUGGCAAAGUGAUCACAGGGUCAGAUGGAAAGAAGCACUGGAUUGGUGGGGAGGACAUUCUGGCAGUUGCAUAUGAUGUUCCAAUUCCAGGAUAUAAGACUAGAACCACAAUUAGCCUUCGGUUGUGGUCUACUAAGGUUCCAUCCGAGGAUUUUGAUCUAUAUUCUUUCAAUGCAGGAGAGCACACCAAAGCGUGUGAGGCCCAAGCAAAUGCUGAAAAAAUAUGUUACAUACUCUACCCUGGGGAUGAAUCAAUUGAAGGAAAAAUUUUACGACUGAAGCAACAAUACACCUUGUGCUCUGCUUCUCUACAAGAUAUAAUUGCCCGAUUUGAGAGGAGAUCUGGUGAAUAUGUUAAAUGGGAGGAGUUUCCUGAAAAAGUUGCUGUCCAGAUGAAUGACACCCACCCAACUCUAUGUAUCCCUGAACUGAUUAGAAUAUUGAUAGAUUUGAAGGGCUUGAGUUGGAAGGAAGCUUGGAAUAUCACUCAAAGGACUGUGGCUUACACAAAUCAUACUGUUCUGCCUGAGGCACUGGAGAAAUGGAGUUAUGAGCUGAUGGAGAAGCUGCUCCCUAGACAUAUAGAGAUUAUAGAGAUGAUAGACGAUCAGCUGAUAAAUGAAAUAGUAUCAGAAUAUGGGACAUCAGAUCUUGACAUGUUAGAAAAAAAGUUGAAUGAUAUGAGAAUUUUGGAGAAUUUUGAUAUUCCCAGCUCUAUUGCCAACUUGUUUACCAAACCAAAGGAAACACCUAUUGUUGAUCCUAGUGAAGAAGUUGAAGUUUCUGGUGAAGUGGUGACUGAGAGUGUUGAAGUUUCUGAUGAAGUGGUGACUGGGAGUGAAAAAGAUGAACUUGAAGAAAAAGACACAGAACUGGAGAAAGAUGAGGACCCGAUACCAGCUCCUAUACCACCCAAGAUGGUCCGCAUGGCUAAUCUCUGUGUUGUUGGUGGUCAUGCUGUAAAUGGAGUUGCUGAGAUUCAUAGUGAUAUAGUGAAGGAAGAUGUUUUUAAUGACUUUUACCAGCUUUGGCCUGAGAAAUUUCAAAACAAAACAAAUGGUGUGACACCAAGAAGAUGGAUCCGAUUUUGUAAUCCUGCUCUAAGUAAUAUCAUUACUAAGUGGAUUGGUACAGAGGACUGGGUCCUAAACACAGAAAAGUUGGCAGAACUGCGCAAGUUUGCAGAUAAUGAAGAUCUUCAAAUAGAGUGGAGGGCUGCAAAAAGAAGCAACAAAGUUAAGGUUGCCUCAUUCCUAAAAGAAAGGACAGGGUAUUCGGUCAGCCCCAAUGCAAUGUUUGAUAUCCAGGUAAAACGAAUUCAUGAAUACAAGCGCCAACUCUUGAAUAUCUUGGGAAUUGUUUAUCGCUACAAGCAGAUGAAAGAAAUGAGCGCAGCAGAAAGAGAAGCUAAGUUUGUUCCUCGAGUAUGCAUAUUUGGAGGAAAAGCUUUUGCUACAUAUGUUCAAGCUAAAAGGAUCGUAAAAUUCAUAACAGAUGUUGGAGCCACCAUAAACCAUGAUCCUGAGAUAGGUGAUUUGUUGAAGGUUAUUUUUGUCCCCGAUUACAAUGUCAGUGUUGCAGAACUGCUGAUUCCAGCUAGUGAACUUUCACAACAUAUCAGUACUGCCGGAAUGGAGGCCAGUGGAACCAGCAAUAUGAAAUUUGCCAUGAAUGGUUGCAUCUUAAUUGGGACCUUGGAUGGAGCCAAUGUUGAGAUAAGGCAAGAGGUUGGAGAGGAAAACUUCUUUCUCUUUGGGGCUGAAGCUCAUGAGAUUGCAGGGCUUCGGAAAGAAAGAGCUGAGGGAAAGUUUGUACCAGAUGAACGUUUUGAGGAAGUCAAGGAAUUCAUAAAGAGUGGUGUUUUUGGCUCCAAUACCUAUGAUGAGCUUCUUGGAUCUUUGGAGGGAAAUGAAGGCUUUGGUCGUGGAGACUAUUUCCUUGUGGGCAAGGACUUCCCUAGUUACAUAGAAUGCCAAGAGAAGGUUGAUGAGGCAUAUCGAGACCAAAAGAUAUGGACUAGAAUGUCAAUCUUGAACACAGCCGGAAGUUACAAAUUCAGCAGUGAUAGAACAAUCCAUGAAUAUGCCAAGGACAUAUGGAACAUCCAGCCAGUUGUGUUUCCCUAGAAAUUAAAGAAUCAACCAAUUUUCUGAGCAGCAGUAAUAAAAAUGUCGUCUUAGGUCCUAUGUUCUUGUUUAUGUACAUGUAGGUGCAAGAUCCUGUGAUGAUCUAAUAAAGCUUGCUUCCUUCUAUUAUGCAUAUCCUUUUACAAGGGUUCAUGUACUUCUGAUCAAUCCUUAAUAAUCAAUUUUUAAUUUCACAUCGGACAUAA